AGCACCUCCAUAAGUGGCUGUGUGCGGGUGAAUGCUCGGUUUCCUGUAUGAAUGCUACAUGCAAACCACGUGGUGUGAAAGCAGACUGCAGCUUCUUUUGUUCAAAUCAAUCAAACCGGAGACGGACAGAGAGCUGCUGAAUCAGGAAAUCACUGCUACAUUCCUACUGCAAAGAUGCCUCGCAAGAAGGUCACAGAUGUGUCUGGGAAUGGUGGGAUGAAGAGGAAGAGGGCAACCGGCAAAAGGAAAGACAGAGACUUCAGCAGCGAUGAUGAGUUUGACUUCGAGCAGGAGAACAACAAGAAACCUGGAAAACCUGCCGCCAAGUCUGGGCUGCAGCCCGUCACCGUCGCCGAUGAUGUCAAAGAGAAAAUAAAAUUGGAGUUGCCAAAGACCAAAGGUCAGCUGCUCAUCUUUGGAGCAACCAACUGGGAUUUGAUUGGAAGAAAAGAGGUGCCCAAACAACAAGCUGCUUUCCGUAACCUGGGCCAGAACCUGUGGGGUCCCCAUCGUUACGGCUGUCUAAAUGACGUCCAGGUCAGCUGUGUCGUCUCUGGUCCCUGUGCUGCACACAGUCUCAUCAUGACCACUGAGGGGAAGCUGAUGAGUUGGGGUCGUAAUGAUAAAGGUCAGCUGGGUCAUGGAGACACCAAACGUUUGGAGGCACCAAAACUGAUUGAAGGUCUGGCAGAUCAGGUGAUCGUGUCUGCAGCCUGUGGAAGGAACCAUACGAUGGCGCUUACAGAUGAUGGCACCGUUUAUUCCUUCGGUGAAAACAAGCUGGGCCAGCUUGGCCAAGGCAGUCAGACCGAUGCCGUCCUCAGUCCAGCGCCGAUCUCCUACAAUGGGCAGCCUCUGGUGAAGGUAGCCUGCGGUGCCGAGUUCAGCAUGGUGGUGGACUGCAAGGGAAACCUGUACUCGUUUGGCUGCCCUGAGUACGGACAGUUAGGCCACAACAGUGAUGGGAAGUUUAUCGCCCGAGCCCAACGGAUCGAGUUCGACUGCGAGCUCAUCCCCCGACGUGUGGCCAUCUUCAUUGAGAAGUCCAAGGACGGUCAGAUAAUGCCCGUACCCAACGUGGUGGUCAGAGACGUGGCCUGUGGGGCCAACCACACGCUGGUGUUGGACUCUCAGAAGCGAGUCUUCAGCUGGGGGUUUGGAGGUUACGGCCGUCUGGGUCACACAGAGCAGAAGGAUGAGAUGGUCCCCCGACUUGUAAAGCUCUUUGAUUUCCCAGGACGCGGCGCCGCUCAGAUCUUCGCCGGUUAUCAGUGUUCCUUCGCCAUAAACGAGAUGGGGGGGCUGUUUUUCUGGGGGGUGACUAACACCGCCAGGGAGUCCACCAUGUACCCCAAAGCGGUGCAGGACCUGUGUGGUUGGAAGAUCCGUAGCUUGGCUUGCGGAAAAAGCAGCAUCAUUGUUGCAGCAGAUGAGAGCACAAUCAGCUGGGGCCCCUCGCCCACAUCUGGAGAGCUGGGAUACGGAGACAACAAACCCAAAUCAUCCACUACUGCUCAGGAAGUUAAGACUCUGGACGGCAUCUACAUCGAGCAGGUGGUGAUGGGUUACUCCCAUUCACUGGUCAUCGCCAGACAAGACACCGAUCAGGACAGGGAGAAACUGAAGAAGCUGCCGGAGUAUAACCCCCGAACAAUCUAAGAAGCCCCGCCCCCCCAGUUGGCAUCCAGCUGACACUCCUGGGAGGGUUCCAUUCAGGAGGAGGUCGCACAAAACAUCUCGACUACCAGCAGACUGGCUGCAUACAAUUCGGACUCUAAAAUCAGAGAAGGUGGAGGCAGAUGGAUGGUCCACCUUCAAGCGACCUGCAACGGUUCACUCCCAGCACUUCGGUCUUUGCAGUCAUGCCCCCCCCCCCAAAAAAAAAAAAAAAUUCUAGUAGUUCUCCUUUUAUUUUCCACUCUAACAUUCUUCUUCUGUUGUUUGAAAAUGUUGUAAUGUUUCCUGGUGCUACAGCAGCUGUUGGGUUGCUGAGGGGUUUUAGAGACCAACGCUCCAUACCUGUGCCUUUUUCUACGUCCAUGUUCAGGGUAUGGAGGUUUAGGUGAAUCAGUUGAUUUUUGUUUAUUUUAGCAGUGGGAGGCUGUAUGGAUUCUGCUGCCACUGGUUGCAAACAGAACCUGAUGUUCUGACUUGGUGCACUCCACCUGAUGUUACAUUCCUUUAAUCUUCCUCCUUCAGUAUCCUGGAUACUCGCUCCAUAUGCAGAGCCUGUUAGCUCAGUCUUCAUCUAUAUGAACUACUCCGACGCUCAAAGCGGAUUCACGAGCAGGCCAGAACUGAUCCGAUCUUAGCAGGCAGAGUUCUGUUUGUACUGCAUUCUAUUUUUAUGAUAUUUGUUUGUUUUUUUCAUGGCAAUGAUUAAAUAAAGAUCAAUGUAAAAAUGG
Molecule: messenger RNA, 2405 nt
Organism: Cyprinodon tularosa
Lineage: Eukaryota; Metazoa; Chordata; Actinopteri; Cyprinodontiformes; Cyprinodontidae
Gene: rcc2
Product: regulator of chromosome condensation 2
Exons: 13
Coding region: 175-1659 (494 amino acids)
Source: RefSeq, a predicted model, not a curated record